ACCAACCAGCGACAUGCGGCGUGCGUCCGCCCUGGUCUCUGCCGUCUGCCUGACCUACAUAGCUGUGGUCAGCGUGAUACAACUCAGCCUCCUGACCACGCCCACGCGCACCGACAAUCGCUACUUGGCAAUAGAGGACGCCAGCGGCAAGACGACAGCACCGCCGGCGCCAAACAGCCGCCACGACGGCGAGAAGUUUAAAAUAAACAGCGGCGGUCGGGAGAAUGUGGAGGAGGAGAAAGACAGGCCGGGCCACGCCCUAAACACCGCGGCGGCGCCGAGACGGCGAUAUGACUCCGCGAAACAAUUCAGCGACGCGGAUGUUACUUCAGCGGCUUCAGAUAUGAGACACGGCGGGUCUAUCGACUCGGUGUUGUUGCGGAAACUCAGCGAAAACAAGCGGCCGUCAGCCGAGUCCCCCGCCUUUUCUACCGGCGGCUCUGAUCUCUACCAGGUGGACAACCCAGCUGCUGUCGCACCACCUGGCGGAACGCCUUACGUCGUGAAUCCAGGCCACCCGCCACCCGCCCACGCCGACACAGAUGACGUCGUGGCGGCGUCGUAUAUUCGCGAGAGCCGCGUCAUCUUCCGGCCGCUCAGCGACCUGCACGUGUACGCCGCCUACCUCGACGACCGCCUCGCGCCGCAGAUCUACGUCAGGAUCUUCGCACUCCGCCCCAGCGGCAACGACACGCCGGCGGUGGUUUGCCGCUUUCCCACCAAAGCGGCGGGCGGCGCUACUCAAGAAGAAGAGGAAGAAGACGGUGAAGAAGGCGGCGGCGGAAGAGCGCGAGGUCGCCGCGUGAUCAGCGUGACGGCGCGGGCCUACGAGAUGUGCGAAAACCACGGCAAGAAAUACGGCGGCUGGAUCUACUCCUGCCUGCUGCCGCCGCCUGGCGUGAUCCGCACUCCGCCCGCCGCCGUCACCAUCGCCACCGUCUCGGACAGUGGUCAGACGUAUGACGUCAUCCAGGCCAUGCCUCUAAAGUCUCUCACACCCCAGAACAAUACGACAGAAUCAAAUGAAUACCAAACUGCGUUUCCCUGGGAUUCUUCGGACAAAAACCGCCGUGAUUCUUUGAAGAAAAACCUGGAUUUUUCAGACAAAAAUAUUCCUGCCGGGUUCAGAGGGCGGCAGAAAAUAACACGAGACGCCCCAAACACACAGCUCCAACCACCGGUGAGCAGUCGCGACGAGAGGACGUUCCAGAACAACUCGUCCAACUUUUCCCCACCUGCGGGACACACAGCCAAUACCACCACCACCAAUAACAAUAACAGCAGCAACAACGACAACAACUUUCACAACAACAACAACUUUAACAACAACAACAACGCUACAAUAGGAGUGUGCGUCCCGCCCUUGUUCGGAGACAUCAGCCUACAACGCAUCGUCAACUUCCUAGAAAUGUGCCGCCUUCUCCAAGCCUCCCGCGUCUUCUUAUACAUCCACGACCUGCCCAAAGACCUGGUCGUCUUCCUCAGGCACUUCGCCUCCAACCACGCCCACUUUCUCUCCCUCGUCCAAUGGGAACUCCCAAAACUGCCGGAGCUCUGGCUCGACCAAUCGCCAUCUCUCGCCAGCCAGAUGCUGUGGAACCGGGGCCAACUGCUCGCGGUGCAGCACUGCCUCUACCAGCACAUGCCCGCGUUUGAUUGGCUGCUAUUUAUGGAUACUGACGAGAUGCUCGUCCCGCACGCAGCGGCCUCGUGGCCCGACCUCGUGCGGCAAGUCCUCGCCGACGCACAGCCGCAAGUCGCCCACGCAGACUCCGUGGCCGCCAUCUCCUUCCAGAGCGCGUUCUUCCAACAGGACUUCCAGACCCUGGUGACCAACUCCAUUGACUAUUUCCAGUACCUUCACCGCACGCGAGACACGAGCUCACGGCGAUCCAAGCUCAUGGUGCGGCCGAGCAGGGCGUUCGAGGUGGGCAUCCACCACCUGAGCAAACCGAUCGCCGAGCCGUUCCGUUCCGUGGCCGCGCCGGUGUCGUCCGCUCUGCUGCACCACUACCGGAAGUGCGUCACGGGGAGUGUGCAAGGGGAAGGGGAGCGCAUCCAGUGCGAGAUUCUCGUCAAGGACGUCGCCAUUUUGAAAUACGAGCACGAGCUGACGGUGCGGAGCAGGACGGUGCUGCAGGACGCGAUGGAGUUCUUUGCGGGGCGCAGCUAGCACACAUAAUAUUCCGCGUGACACACACACAUGACGAACACACACAUACACACACAUACACACACAUACACACACA
Molecule: messenger RNA, 2249 nt
Organism: Aplysia californica (California sea hare)
Lineage: Eukaryota; Metazoa; Mollusca; Gastropoda; Aplysiida; Aplysiidae
Exons: 1
Coding region: 14-2173 (719 amino acids)
Source: RefSeq, a predicted model, not a curated record